This is a messenger RNA of Helobdella robusta, 2262 nucleotides long. RefSeq lists its product as hypothetical. Bases 1 to 2262 code for a protein of 753 amino acids. The record is from RefSeq and is a predicted model, not a curated record. Lineage: Eukaryota; Metazoa; Annelida; Clitellata; Rhynchobdellida; Glossiphoniidae. The transcript is spliced from 4 exons. Gene Ontology annotation, molecular function: catalytic activity.
AUGAAUAAAAAUAAAUGUUUGCAAUGUUCAGAGGCGAAAGGUCAGGGGAAGGCUGUUAAAUGUUCUCAGUGUGAGUUCUUUGCGCAUGCGAACUGUGUUUCAAUCCCUGAAGAGGUUUGCAACCUCUUGGAUUCCAGCACCAACCUCAGAUGGUUCUGUGAUAGAUGCUCAAGUCUAGGACCUAACAUUAAAAAGUUGACCAGCUCUGUAGAUUCUCUCAGAAAAGAUGUUUUCAACAAACUCAGCACAUUGAACGAUUUGAAUGCAAAUAUAAAGUCAGAGCUCGAGAAUAUCAACGCAGUAAUAGAAAGUAACAAAGAAAAGUUAAAUAAACUUGAGAACUCUGAUGUUUUUCGUGGUGAAUUGAACACCUUGAAGAAUGAUAUGAAAGUAUCAUUUGCAGAUAUCGUCAGUCGCGAGAUUAAAGGACACACUGAUGAUAUAAAGGCUGAAGUAAAAACAGUCCAGGCGACAAUAAAUGAUGCUAAACAAAUCAAAGAAAGAGAAAAUAAUCUAAUUAUGUUUCAUUUGCCCGAGAGUGGCAGUGAUCGGGUGGACGUCAUGAAAAUUCUGAAACACCUGUCUAAUAAUGUUGUUGAUGCUAACCCAGUUCAUCUAACUAGACUCGGAAAAAAAUCAGACGAUCAUACUCGACCGCUGCUUUUGAAAAUGGAUAGUGUUGACAUAAAAAACAUGAUAAUUAAAAACGUCUCUAAAUUAAAAUCGCUUGACGUCAGCCUGGGUCGCAUCGGACUCAGUCACGAUCUCUCUCCAGAGCAGAGAAAGGAACUAAGGUCAAAGAUAGAGGAGGCAAGGGCAUUGGAAGCUUCUGACAAGGGUUUUUUAUACCGUGUAAGAGGUCAGAGUAUUGGUAGUAGUAGUUUUGUUGGUAAUGCUUGUGGGUAUGAUGAUGGCCGUGGUGAUGAUAUUAGAAAAUAUUCGAUAUCAAAUUGUAAUGUUAAUAAUUUUAAAAAUUAUGGUCAUAUUAGUGCAAGUGAUAGAGUUAGUGGUAAAGAUGGUGGUGGCAGUUUUAACAUAAAAGAUGUUAGUUUUAGUUUGAAUAAUAAUAGUAAUGUUGUUGGUGGUGAAGAUUUUGGUGUUCUCAGUCUGACGCUUGGGGUUAUUGGUAACGAUUAUUUGGAUUCAUCUCUCGACGGUAAUAAAUGUUUAAUGAUGAAAGGCACUGGCAAUGACUUAAAUGGUAAUGUUAAUUUUGGUUGUUGUAAUGAUGGUCAUGGUCUUGAUGGUGGUGGUUAUUCGAUGGUCUGUGGUACUGGAAGCGAUCUGAACGUUAUUGGAAAAAAUGGUUGUGGUAAAGAUGAUGGUAGUGAUUGCGUAAUAACAAAUGGUGCCGGUAAUGAUUGUAAUGAAAGUGGUGGUUUUAAUGAUUUUAAAAAAGUAGGUAAUAACAAUGUAAUGAAAGGUGGUGCUGUUGGUAGAAAUAUUGGUGGAAUCAAAAAUGAUCGGACUAAUAACUUUUGUGUGGUUAAAAUAAAAUUGGGUUUACUAAAUAUAAGAUCGAUUGGCUCAAAGUACAACAUCAUUUAUGAUUUGAUCAGUGAUGGUUUGAAUAUUUUUGUUGUUACUGAAUCAUGGCAUGGUUCAUCAGAAAAUCCCUCCAUUGCGUUAUCUGCUCCUCCCGGUUACCGCUCUGUAGAUUGUGUAAGAGAUCACGACCCUCUUCAUGGUGGAUUGAUAAUAUUUUUUCGUCUAUGUUUGAAAUGUAAAAAAAUAGCCUUACCUACAGUUACCACAUUUGAAGUUUUGGCGGUCAGGUUCACAGUUAAUAGUCAGGAGUUUAUUUUGCUCGCUAUUUACAGACCGGGUUCUGCACAGCUGUCUGGAUUAUUUUUUAGAGAACUGAUUUCUAUUCUGGAAAACAUUACAGUACUCAGUUCUCGAAUUGUUUUAACCGGGGACUUCAAUGUGCACGUUGAAAAGACGAAUGAUCCUCAUGCUGCUAAUUUAAAUGAAAUCUUCGAUAAUUUUCAACUCAUCAAUCGUGUAAAAGCACCAACACAUUUACGUGGUGGUACACUAGACUUGAUAGUAACCUCCGAGGAUUUUCCAGUUCAUGAUUGUUUAGUCCAUCCAACUUAUUCAAGGAAAUACGAAUACAUAUAUAGCAGAGAUGAGAGAGAUAGAGCCAGCAAUCAUAUGCAGGACAAUAAGUCACAUGACUUAUGCCCACUUCCGGCGAUAAAGUCACGUGACUUAUAUCUACACUUCCGGUUGCAGAGACAUUUCCGGCGGCUUCAUUAG